AUGGCCUACUCUGACCGGUGGGCGGACGUGUGCUCACAGGAGGCCGUCCAGGGGCUCUCGCCUCAGGACAGUCCCCAGCCUCCCCCUAACUCGUUGGACGGAGUCAACUGUCUUGACGACAGACGAGGAUGCCUGAGCACGGCGGGGGAAGAGCAGCGCCGGGUUUCCAGCUCUCCCCUCCGGCCGGCGCCCACUGACGGCUCGGCGGGGGCUCCCCACGCCCGCGGCGCCGCCGCUCCCCCCGGCCACAUCCGGAGCCGCUGCUUGUCCCGCUCGCCCCACCGCAUCUCGUGCCGAGAGACCACGGGUUAUGCCCUUCCACCGAUAGAGCAUCGCUUCGCAUCCUCCUUCCCCCUCCUCCUCCCUCCCCCCAACGAUAUCUGUGUUGUUUUGCUUGCAGAUCAGCAAAAAACCACAGUGAUUGAAAACGGUGAAAUCAGAUUUAAUGGAAAAGGGAAAAAGAUUCGGAAGCCUCGAACCAUAUACUCUAGUCUACAACUCCAGGCUUUAAAUCAUCGCUUUCAGCAGACACAGUACCUGGCACUUCCAGAGAGAGCUGAACUGGCAGCUUCAUUAGGACUUACCCAGACACAGGUGAAGAUCUGGUUUCAGAACAAGCGCUCCAAAUUCAAGAAGCUGCUGAAGCAGGGCAGUAACCCCCACGAAAGCGACCCUCUGCCCGGCUCCGCUGCCCUCUCCCCUCGCUCUCCGGCUCUGCCUCCUGUCUGGGACGUUUCAGCCUCUGCCAAGGGAGUCAAUAUGCCUCCAAACAGCUACAUGCCUGGCUAUUCUCACUGGUAUUCUUCUCCACAUCAAGACACAAUGCAGAGACCACAAAUGAUGUGAAUUGUCCAAGAGAAAUAAUCUCCCAAGAACGCCUCGUCUCGACAUGGCAAGAAGUUCCCCUGCUUUGCCAAGCCGUGCCAGCUAACAGGCUCUGUGUGAACUUGUAGAUGCGGCAAAGAGACAGAGUGGCUUUUUUUUU
Molecule: messenger RNA, 985 nt
Organism: Ficedula albicollis (Collared flycatcher)
Lineage: Eukaryota; Metazoa; Chordata; Aves; Passeriformes; Muscicapidae
Gene: DLX6
Product: distal-less homeobox 6
Exons: 7
Coding region: 1-846 (281 amino acids)
Biological process (GO): regulation of transcription by RNA polymerase II; embryo development; cell differentiation
Molecular function (GO): RNA polymerase II cis-regulatory region sequence-specific DNA binding; DNA-binding transcription factor activity, RNA polymerase II-specific
Source: RefSeq, a predicted model, not a curated record